Molecule: messenger RNA, 2277 nt
Organism: Xenia sp. Carnegie-2017
Lineage: Eukaryota; Metazoa; Cnidaria; Anthozoa; Malacalcyonacea; Xeniidae
Exons: 7
Coding region: 703-2277 (524 amino acids)
Source: RefSeq, a predicted model, not a curated record
UAAGAAACGGGAUCCACUAUAUACGGCAAGAACGCUAGAUGGUGGUCGACUUAGGAAAGCAGCAGAAAUUAAGGGUGAUGAAAGUAUUUUGCUACACAUUAGAGGAAAAGACUUGGUUGCUUUAGAAGUGAAGUAUCAUCACGGAUGUUAUCAAAAAUACACCUCAUUCCUCAAACACCAUAAAGUUGACCCUGCUGAAUGUGAAGAAUCCACUCAAAAACCCUUAUACAAUGAAGGGUUUAAUGCUUUUAGUGAAGAGUUCAUUAAAGUGCAAAUAAUACAAGAAGAAAGUAUUUUCUACAUGGCAAAGGUUAAAGAAAAGUUUGUUAAAUUUGUUGCACGUGUUGAAAAUGCAGAUGCAACGAAUGAAAAAACGGUUUCCACAACUAAUAUUUCAAACCCCUAAACAGCGUAACAAAAGUGAGAUGGUUUACUCAGGUUGCAUUCAACCAAGUUCAAUAGUAGAGAAUAUUCCCUUCGCUGAUGAAGUGUCAACAGAAAUUUCUGAUGAUGGUGAGGAACCUGAACAGUUCUUGCCAGAUGCAGUAUACAGGGCAGGCACUACGUUGCAUGAAAUUUAUAAUGUUGCAUUGGCAUUAAGAAAGGAAUUUGAAUCCACGAAUCCAGUAUCCUGGUAUGGUACAUGGCCUCCACUAGCUUCUGAUAUUACUUUGGAGAGCGUGAAAAAAAUUAGUGUCACCAAUGGUAUUUAACUUUAUUGCAUGGCUGCUUGGCUUUUCUGAUGAGCCAGAACGCGCUGGUUAUGUUCAAAUACAGGAAAAGCAAGCUCUCAAGGUAUUUUCUAUCUGCCAAGAUUUGAUAUAUGUCUUCAGCAGUGGGAAAGUGCAGACUCCAAAAUCUUUGUCAUUAGCCAUGGCAGUUCGACAAAUGUCUGGUUGCUCCAGCUUAAUUACACUACUUAAUGGUCUUGGUCAUUGUGUAUCUUUACCAUCAACGAUGGCUUAUGAAUCAGCUAUUGCCCAAUUGACGAUUAAUAGUUUGAAUACCAUCCCUAAAGAUUUUGUAGAGGGAAAGCAUAUCACCCUUGUGUAUGAUAAUAUCGAUUUCCAAGAAGAUGCUACAAAACAAACACAUGUGACAAAUGGUAUCAUCAUCCAAAAAGUUGUGCCGGAAACGUUUCCCAAGCUUGCAUGCCGUACAAGAGAAUGCCAAGUACCAAUUAAGAAAACCAACACUAGGAGAGUUUCAUGCCAGCAUGAGCUACCUUUCUGCUAUAUCAAAACUCUUCAAGAUGUUGGUUUGAAGGAUGUGCUCAUUGAAUCGGGAAUUAUCAGCGUUGGAUCAAUAAGAGGUGUCUUGUCCGGAAAGCACUACAACCGAUCAAUUAUGUGUCAUAAAUUGGUGUAUGAAGCCUUGCAACGUCUUCGAUUCGAUGCAUACUUGGAUUCAAUCGAUAAUCAGCAAAAAGAGAGUGUUGCAACAUCCAUUCAAAACGUGGCUGAUUGUUUUGCGAACGGCAAGCUCAUCGACUGUAUCGAAAGUCAGCAAAUGGAGCAACUCGUGAGGAACUAUGAGCAGUUUGUUGAGAAAUCAUCCAUAAAGUCUAAAACCUUUGCAUUCUGGAGCAUGUACAUAAAAAUGACUGAAAUCCUGCUGCACUUCAUUCGGGCAACUCGAGAAGUCGAUUGGAACCUUCAUUUAGCGUCGUUCAGAUGUAUGCUGCCAUGGUUUUUUAUUUGCGAUCGUAUAAACUAUGCCAGAUACGGGACUGCUUAUUGGCUGGAAAUGACAGCAUUGGAAAAUACACACCCUGAGAUUGUUCCCGAUUUAUCCACAACUUUCGCAGUCCAACGCCAAGAUUGUCACGGAUUCUCCGCAGUUUCUUGUGACCAGAUGAUUGAACAAACCGUAAAUCGUGACUCCAAAACCAAGGGAGGCAUUAUUGGUUUUUCAUUAAAUCGGUCGGCGGUCCACAGAUGGUUGUUAGCCCAAUCAGAAAGAGCCGCAAUUGCUAACAAAUGCAAGAGUAUGGAUGGUUCUAACAUUACUCCAAGGAGCCGCAAAGAUCUUGACAGAACUAAGUGUGCACUUAAUGAAAAAUUAGUGAAGAACGUAAUGUCUGCAGUGUUGAGCAUGAACAAUCCGUUUGAUGUUGAGGAAGAAAAUUUGGUUGGUUUGGCAAGUGGCUUGGUGGUGGAAGAUGAGAUUGCAGAUAAACUCCUGGGGGCAGAAAAAAUAGGGGAGGAGCAGUGUAUUAAAUUUGCACGAGAUAAUCUUUUGAGUACAAAACCGACAUUUUGCAAAGUUCACCCGUAA